This is a messenger RNA of Cornus florida, 1446 nucleotides long. RefSeq names its product F-box/FBD/LRR-repeat protein At1g13570-like. The coding region runs from base 1 to 1446 and encodes 481 amino acids. The record is from RefSeq and is a predicted model, not a curated record. Lineage: Eukaryota; Viridiplantae; Streptophyta; Magnoliopsida; Cornales; Cornaceae. The transcript has 7 exons.
AUGUUGUUGCCAUUGCGGGAUGCUGUAAGGACGAGUAUUUUGUCAAAGAAAUGGAGGUUUUACUGGCUCAAACUCCCACAGCUUGUCUUUGAUGAUACAUUGAUCAGAGAUUCAAAGAAAAACAAGAUCUCAAUCCAAAGCAAACUUCACAAGACUAUAUAUCAAGUUUUAUUACAUCAUAGAGGACCAAUAGUGAAGUUCACCCUCUCUAUUUCUGAAUUAGAAAGCUGUGUUUGGAUUUACGAGUUGAUAGUACUCUUCCUGUUAAGGAAUUGCAUCAGGGAACUAACUCUUUAUAUUCAAAGGGGCAACAGCUAUAGGUUGCCUCCGGCACUGUUUUCAUGUCCACAACUGAGAGAAUUGAAACUCAGUAAUUGUAUAAUUGAGCCACCUCCUACAUUUAAUGGAUUUAGUAGGAUCAGAAGUCUAGAGUUUCACUCAGUCUACUUUGCCUAUGGUGUACUUAGACGCUUGGUUUCUAGUUGCCCACAGCUUGAACAGUUGAAAAUUGGACGCAACAUCGAUUGUGGCUUCCUUGAAAUUGAUGCUCCUAAUCUCAAAUUCUUAAGCAUAAAUGCUAGAUUCGGAUCUAUUCAUUUCAAAAAUGUCCCUCUUCUUGCAGUAGUUUCAAUUACUUCGAAUUAUGACCAGAGACGAGAGAAAUCCGCAAUGAUUGAGGUUUUUCGUAGUCUACCUGUAAUUGAGACUUUGCAGUUGGGGCAUCGUUUUGUGAAGUUCUUGACUGUGGGCUAUGUACCUGAGAAGCUCCCAUUUACCUUAGACCACCUCAAAGUUCUUCAACUAAAAUUUAUUCGAUUUGGAGAAAUUGCCGAUGUCUCCUUUGCUCUCUGCUUGAUUAAAAGCUCCCCCAACUUGAAAUUUUUUGAUAUUGAGGUGUUUACCAGCAAAUAUGAUGCUACAGGAGUAACCGAACCUGUUUUAGAAUUUUUGGAAAUGCAAGAUUAUUCAGAUAUCUCUUUGAAUCAACUUCAAGAAUUGAAGAUGCAAUUCAUCUCAGGCACACGGCCUGAAUUGGAGUUUCUUAAACUUAUAUUAGCAACAUCUCCAUUGCUAGAGAGGAUCAUUAUUGAGCCCAACUCAGCGAAGGUUCAUGGUUGUGCCCUUAUACCGACAAAGCAGCGCUUACGCUUGAGAAGAAGAAGCCGUAAGCGUGAAAAGAAGAAGCCUGUUCACUUAUCGGUUGAGGAUACUGCUCAAGGGGUGACUAUGUGCUGUAAAAGUUUGUUUAGAAAGGGAAUUUGUUUCAACUUGUCAUUUCGGAUGGUUCGGUUCGUCUCAGGAUCCUUCACGAUACAGCUUUUAGAUGUUCCAGCUAAUUACCUUUCUGAAAAGGUUAGUCGUUGCAUUACUGAUACUUUUGGACGGUGUUUGAAGGUGGAGCUACGAGACAAGUGUGAUACCCCUCGAAUCCGAGACAAGGGUUAA